AUGGCGGUCGAGCCCAGGGUUUUGGUCCUUGUUCUCGUCCGCGUUGGAACACUCACACACACACACUACAUUUCAAGACGCGUCCGUCUCUCCCGCCGGUGCUGCGGCUGUGCAGCAUGUUCAAGUAGUGUCCCCACCAGACGAAAGUACAGCGGUGCCGUUACCUGUUGAUUGCCAGACUAUUGUGGGCGACGGGGCGUUUGCUGGUUCUCCAUUUUUCGUGCGAUACUACGUUGAUGAUGGCGUGUUGAUUAAAGGGAGAUUUUUCGCUGAUGGCCGUCGAUGUUUGCGCACGGUGCGUUCUCUCGCUACCGAUCACCUUCGUCUGCUGGGAGAGAGAGGCCCAGCAGACCCGCCGUUGUUGUCGCAAGGAAAGAUCACAGAUUUCGCUACUCGUUUGGAUGUGUUGGGUUGGACAUUGGACACUCAGCAACUCACGAUUACUAUGACCGACACGAAACAGCAGAAACUGGGACGCAUAUUGGCUGCGUGGCCCGCGACGCGGAAAGUCGCUACAGCUCGUCAAGUAGCUGAGUUGACAGGGUUUCUUAUGCACGUUUCGUUCGUGUUGCGGCCAGGAAAGCUUUUUGUGGGGCGCCUUUUAUCCGCGGUCGGGAUGCCUGCUUCGUCUACUUUCGCGUCCCAAGUGCCAAGCCCAAACAGACGUGUAGUGUUGGGUCCAUUAUUCCACGAUGACCUCGGAUUUUGGCGGUGGUUCCACAGGCAUGGUCUCUCGUUGCGCGGCGGAAGUUUGUGUGCACCCAUGUACAAUAUUUUGGAACGCCCGCCUGCACUAUCCGUGUUCACCGAUGCGUGUAAGCAAACAAUUGGAGGGUAUUGUUUGCAAACGGGCCACUACUUUCGAUAUGAUCUGUCUGUGGAAGAGCAAGCUUGCUUUGUGGGGUCGAGCAAAUCGGUCCAGGGGGUUCAUGAUGUCAGCAUCAACGUGUUAGAGCUCCUUGGCAUGGUCAUGGGGGCAUGGGUGUUGGUAUUGGGCCGAAGUCACCAGCCUGUGGAGGCGGGUGAUUGUGUGCGCCUUCGAGAUGACAAUGAAGCAGCGACGGCGUGGAUUGAGCGUUGUCGGGGGGGCCUUGAGCCUCGAUCGGGGGCGCUGGUGCGCCUACUGGGGGCGCUGGAGGUAGCCAGCGGGUGGCAUUUCCACGCGACCCAUGUUCCCGGCAUACUCAACUCGCUUGCGGAUGGUAUCUCCCGUUGGAAUACUAACGACGUUCACGAUAACCUGUGCUCUGCCUCCCCUCAUGUGGCGUGGCAGAUCGUGGAGUUAGGCCCGAAGGAGCGCGAGUUGUGCUCCACCGUGCUGGCUUCGAGCUCGUCCGGCACGCACUUGCGCCAUCGUCUGAACGAACUUACCUGGGAUUUUUUGGAGCGUGGGUGAAGUUUCGAGAGGACGUUGUGGGGAGACCGACGUUUAUGAUGCCGUCGUCUCCAUCGCCGGAUAUUGUUUCGCAGUUGUUGGAGUACGUGGCAUACGCGUUCACGGUGCUGGGCUUGAGGCAGACGACGAUAGCUGGUCAUUUGUCUGCUGUUAAAUUUUUUCAUCGUUUGGCGUAUCCGAUGGAAGUUGAUACAUGUCAUUCUUUGAUCAAGCAAGCGCUCAAAGGGGUGGCGCGAGGGCAUGCGGGUGUUGGUGCGCAGCAACGGGUGCGACGUCCGGUGUCGUGGUCGAUGCUGAAGGAAGGGGGGCGUCUGGUGCCACAGUGGGGCACGGGUGGGCGCGUGUUGUUUCUGGCGUUGAGUGCGUCAUUUUUUUUCUUGAUGCGGGCAUGCGAAAUGUUCGCUGUGUCCUCGUUGGCCAUGGAUUCUUGUCAUGGGUUGCGUCGGGGGGACGUGGCGUUUUUUUUGGGUUCUCGCCAGUUGCCUCCGGAACGGAGGGGAGAGGCCGACAUAGUCGAGGUGCGGUUUCGGUCGUCGAAAGGCAACCAGUUUCGGAAGGACGCCGUGUGUACGCGGGCGAGGCCGGGGCCUCCCCAGUCUGUGGAGUGUGGGGGGGGUGCAGUCGAUGUGAUGAUUGAACUCCUUUCAUGCUUCCCUGUUCUCCCUUCGUCUGCUCCGUUAGUCGCGUUCGGAACCGGGGAGGGGCGAUGGUCCGUGUGGACUCGUCGUCACGCGACGGAAGCGCUGCGGCAAGUCGUGUCGUUGGCGGGUCUGCCGUCGUCCGAGUACGCGUUGCACUCCCUUCGGAUUGGGGGCGCCACGUACUUGGCAGCGGGGGGAGCGUCGCCAGAAGUUCUGAGACGAGAGGGGAGAUGGACUGGGGAAUCGGGGUAUCGGCCGUACGUAAGGAACCAUGGGAAAGAUGCAGAGUGGGUUUCUAGUACCUUGGCGUCGGAGGGUGAUUCAGGGAGACAACCAGGGCAGGGUACAGAGUGGGGUGACGUAGUCCCUGAGGCUGGUGAGGGCGAGCCGUAAAAGGAGCGGGGAGUGAAUGCGAUCAGGGUUUAUUGGUCGAUACAAGAGUGGGAACCACGGUAGGGGGGGAGAGAAAGUAUAGAUCAGUAUGGAAACCAGUCCGGGGUUAGGUUGGGGGCAUGCAUGACUUUGAGAGUAUACCUGAUGGUGCGGUGACUGGUUUAUACUGAUGGUGUUGUGGACGGGGAUAGGUUGAGAACCCCGAGUUCCGCUCCUCUCUCCCCCCCCUGUUCAAGCGUGGGGGGGUACGACCAACUAAUGCAAUUUCGAAAGCAACGAACAAAGCAGAAGAUUGCAGGGACAGAGGCGUUGAAAUCUGAGUUUUGUGAGGAGCGGAAGAUGAAAUAUCCGUUGGCCAAUCAGAGUGCAGCAGCAUGGAGUCAGCGUGAAGUGUCUGAAACCUGACCAGAAGAGUAGACUUGGGAGCACUUGUUGGUCUGCCCCAAGGAAGCACGAGGGAGGCUGCUGCAGCCAAGAGAUAUUUCGGA
Molecule: messenger RNA, 2918 nt
Organism: Ectocarpus sp. CCAP 1310/34
Lineage: Eukaryota; Phaeophyceae; Ectocarpales; Ectocarpaceae
Source: the annotation of a GenBank genome assembly